Molecule: messenger RNA, 2178 nt
Organism: Perognathus longimembris pacificus (Pacific pocket mouse)
Lineage: Eukaryota; Metazoa; Chordata; Mammalia; Rodentia; Heteromyidae
Gene: Polr1f
Product: RNA polymerase I subunit F
Exons: 4
Coding region: 23-1036 (337 amino acids)
Biological process (GO): DNA-templated transcription; DNA-templated transcription initiation
Cellular component (GO): RNA polymerase I complex
Source: RefSeq, a predicted model, not a curated record
CGACAGAGACCUAGCCAGCCGCAUGGCUGCUGACGGUACGGAGUCAUCCGCCCCGAAGGCGGUUUCGGAUGGGCCUGCGGUGGGACCAGCCGGGGUCCUGCCUUGCCUGGAGCUGCCGACCUACGCUGCUGCGAGUGCGUUGGUCGGUAGCCGCUACUCGUGCCUGGUGGCCGGGCCGCACCGCCGGCACGUCGCCCUGUCGCCCCGCUACCUCCAGCGGAAGCGCACGGGGAUCCGGGAGCAGCUGGACGCCGAGCUCCUGCGCUAUUCCGAGAGCCUUUUAGGUGUUCCUAUUGCGUAUGAUAACAUCAAGGUUGUAGGUGAACUGGGAGAUAUUUAUGAUGAUCAAGGACAUGUUCAUCUAGACAUUGAAGCAGACUUUGUCAUUUUCUGUCCUGGACCAGGGCAAAAACUUAUGGGUACAGUUAAUAAAGUAUCAUCUAGCCAUAUUGGCUGUUUAGUACACAGAUGUUUUAAUGCCUCCAUCCCUAAGCCUGAGCAGAUGUCCUCCGAGCAGUGGCAAACUCUGGAUAUAAAUGUGGGUGAUGAACUUGAAUUUGAAGUUUUUCGUCUAGACUCGGAUGCUGCUGGAGUAUUUUGCAUUCGAGGAAAACUAAAUGUCACUAGUUUGCAAUCCAAGUGCUCUAAAGUUUCUGAAGAAAUAGCAGAAACCACAACUGAAGAAACUGUUGAAAAACAUUCAAAAAAGAAAAAGAAAAGGAAGAAAGAUGCAGAAACAUAUGAAGCAGAUGGUGGUACCUCAGAGCUAGCAGAUUCUGCACAUUCCACUGUGAAGGCCGACACAGAAGACCUACGGAUUAGUAGUAUUGUGGAAAGCAUCCAGGAGGAAGAGCCAAAGAUGAAGAAGAAAAAGAAGAGAAAGCACCAAGAAGACCAGGAUCCUAUCUUCCAAGGCAGUGACUCUAGUGGCUACCAGAGUGACCAGAAAAAGAAAAAGAAAAGAAGGAAACACAGUGAGGAGACUGAGCCCAUGCCAGACUUAGAAGGCUCACCAGAGAAAAAGAAAAAGCACUAGCCUGUAGUGCAUCUUAAAUACGGUGCACUCUUUAAAGUAGUUACACUGGAUACAUACAUGUUUUGAAUUAUACAAAAUUCUACACAGAAGUAGUUUAAAAAUAGGGUUUUGUACUAGAAUUAUAAACCUGACUAUAAAUUAUUUUUGGUAAAAUAUAUUAUUAAAGUGCUGUUUUAAUGCAUACAGUAUAAAAUGGAAGUACCUGAUCUCUCUUAAAUUCUUUCAGAUGUUUACACUAUAUAAAAUCAUCUUUAAACCCUCAAGACAUGCAAAAGGAGAAGGGAAUGGAGUUUUCCUCAAAUGAUAGAGCACCUGCUAGCACUCAUUAGGCCUUGAGUUUAAGCCCCAGAACUGCUUUAAAAAAGUUUAAAAUGGCAUUAUGACAGUGUUAAUUCAAAUUAUUAUUCAGAUUAAGUAAAGAGUUGACUUUAUUUUUACCUUUUUCUGAUAAUAGGUUCUUCUUUGGUCAUUACAUGAUAUUUUACUUUGCUUUUUAAAAAACUCAGUGAAUUUGCUAACUUUCAGUUUUUCUUUGUUGUGACUGCUGUUUAUUUCUGUUCUUUACAAUGCAUUGCCAAAAGAUUUUCUGAAGCCUGUACAGUUCUUCAAUGCCAUUUAUCUAGUGCUAGACAUGAGCUGGCAUCAGUUUAAUGUUUGGUAAUGAGUAAGUUCUGCUAGGGGCCUAUCUUGGAUGAUCUAAGGGCUAUCGAGCCUGGAGAGUGCAGGAAGUAUGGAUAAAUAGGGAUGCACCCCAGUGCCUUGAAGUACAGUUGGAGAUGUGUCCUCAAUGUAAAAUGCAUCUACAUAUUUUGAAGACAUACAAUAAAAAUUGUAAACUAUCUCAGUUUUUAUAUUGGCAAAAUUUAUUUUUUUCAAUAGUAGGUUAAGUAAAAAUAAUUUUGGCCUGUGGUUCUGUUUCUUCACAAGGACGAAGACUACACGUGACAUUUAUAUUACCUUUCCUUGGACGGUGCUAUUUGGAACAAAGUGAAUUGAAACAAGUUGUGAUGUACUCAAAUGUUUGAAAAAGUGUUUCCUUCAAAUUGAUCCUGUUUUCAUACCCCAAAAAUGUCACGUUUACGUUAGUCACAGAAAAAUGCAUUGUGGCUUACCAAUCAGUAAAUUUCCACAUAAUUGACAAA